UCAUAAGUUUUUUUUCUAUAAACUUGACAUAGAUUGCAGAACUAACCUUUUGACCUUUUAAGCAACAGGUAUAGGUUUCAACAGGAUAUCUAAAAUGGCCGAAAACGUCGGGGCGAGCGGCUCAAACGACGAUGAUGGUUUCAGGGAGCAAGAUCGGUUACUUCCGAUUGCUAACGUCGGCCGGAUAAUGAAGCAAAUGCUACCUCCGAAUGCAAAGAUCUCAAAGGAAGCCAAAGAAACUAUGCAAGAAUGUGUUUCGGAGUUCAUUAGCUUCGUCACAAGUGAAGCUUCCGAUAAGUGCAGAAAGGAAAGGCGAAAGACUAUUAAUGGAGAAGAUAUUUGUUGGGCCUUGGCUACUCUCGGUUUCGACGAUUAUGCAGCGCCAUUGAGAAGAUACUUGAACAAGUACAGAGAGGUAGAAGGAGAUAACAAAGCAGCAAAUCAAGACAAGGUUAAUAACGACAGUGAUGAAGGCAGGCAUGAUUGGAAGCAGUAG
Messenger RNA from Gossypium arboreum, 496 nucleotides. RefSeq names its product nuclear transcription factor Y subunit B-1-like. Lineage: Eukaryota; Viridiplantae; Streptophyta; Magnoliopsida; Malvales; Malvaceae. Gene Ontology annotation, biological process: regulation of transcription by RNA polymerase II. The record is from RefSeq and is a predicted model, not a curated record. The transcript has a single exon. Bases 95 to 496 code for a protein of 133 amino acids. Gene Ontology annotation, molecular function: protein heterodimerization activity; RNA polymerase II cis-regulatory region sequence-specific DNA binding; DNA-binding transcription activator activity, RNA polymerase II-specific. Gene Ontology annotation, cellular component: nucleus; CCAAT-binding factor complex.